AAUUGUUUAUCGCACUCUGCCAGUGCCAUAAAUGAAUUACUCAGCUCUAGCCUCCAGUCAAGCAUAUUUGGAAGAAAAGUUGUGAGGAAUUGCGUUUUAAUUGUCCAACAAGAUACUAAGAAGAAGUCUUUUGUGCUUAGACCAAACAAAGACAUUGGCUGAAAAUGUCUUAUGCUUAUUUGUUUAAAUACAUCAUCAUUGGCGAUACUGGCGUUGGCAAAUCAUGCUUGCUUCUUCAAUUUACGGAUAAGCGAUUUCAGCCAGUGCACGAUUUAACAAUUGGCGUAGAGUUUGGAGCACGCAUGAUCACCAUUGAUGGAAAACAAAUUAAAUUACAAAUUUGGGAUACAGCUGGACAGGAAGCAUUCAGAUCAAUUACGCGCUCUUAUUAUCGUGGAGCGGCAGGCGCUCUGCUUGUAUAUGAUAUUACCAGACGCGAAACUUUCAAUCACCUGACUACUUGGUUGGAAGAUGCCCGCCAGCACUCAAACUCUAAUAUGGUGAUCAUGCUAAUAGGCAACAAAUCCGAUUUGGAUUCUAGACGUGAAGUAAAAAAAGAGGAAGGCGAAGCCUUUGCUCGUGAGCAUGGUCUGGUCUUCAUGGAGACAUCGGCGCGCACAGCGGCCAACGUGGAAGAGGCAUUUAUUAACACAGCUAAGGAGAUCUAUGAAAAGAUUCAAGAAGGUGUCUUCGAUAUUAACAAUGAGGCGAAUGGCAUAAAAAUUGGACAACAACAUUCUCCUACAAAUCCAUCUCUGCCUGGUUCUGGGGGAGCUGCUGGAGCUGCAAAUAGUGGUUGUUGCUGAAAGUAAAUCGUCAGCCAAAUCAACAAGACGAAAAUGAGAUAUAGUACACGUAUAGUAGCCGCUCUAAAAAGCUUUUUUAUAGAGGGAUGGCAAUUUUUUAUUAUUUUCUUAUUGGAAAAAUAGCAACAAAAUAGUAUCAAAAACUAAGCCCUUAAUAAAAUAAACAGAUCAUUUUUUAUAUGUAAAUUUGUUGUGCGUGAUCUAAAAGAAAAAAGCAAAAAAUAAACGGUAAACAAAUUAAAAAAAAAUUAAAAAUAUAUACAUUCAACGGUAUAAUAAAUAGUAUAUAAAUUAUUUCUCAUAAAUUAUAUAGUGAUUGUGAAUAAAAGCUGUUCUCUCAUUGUGGUUA
Messenger RNA from Drosophila willistoni, 1155 nucleotides. It is a transcript of the gene Rab2, whose product is annotated as ras-related protein Rab-2A. The coding region runs from base 165 to 806 and encodes 213 amino acids. NCBI's taxonomy places the organism in Eukaryota, Metazoa, Arthropoda, Insecta, Diptera, Drosophilidae. Gene Ontology annotation, molecular function: GTP binding; GTPase activity. Gene Ontology annotation, cellular component: Golgi apparatus. The record is from RefSeq and is a predicted model, not a curated record. The transcript is spliced from 3 exons.